Molecule: messenger RNA, 309 nt
Organism: Drosophila subpulchrella
Lineage: Eukaryota; Metazoa; Arthropoda; Insecta; Diptera; Drosophilidae
Exons: 1
Coding region: 22-171 (49 amino acids)
Source: RefSeq, a predicted model, not a curated record
GUAUAACAUAACUUCAUAGAGAUGCACUAUUUGAUGGUACUAGUCCUGAUUGCUAUUUUGGCCAUGGCCUUUGUGAAUGCAAACCCAGUUCCGGAUCCGAACGGAGAAGUGCUCGUCAUUGUCAACCAAAAAGUCCCAGAAGAUUGUUUCACUUCAACUACGAAUUGGUAAACCCUUUAUAAAUUAUAUCCAAUAAAGGGUUUAUGCAAAUUGUAUAAUAAAUAAAUAUUAUGACGGUUAACGGGUAAAUAAAUAUUUACUGAACUUCGUAACAGAAAUAAAAUAAAUAUUGGCAGUACCUGCAUUUUA